AUGACGGCAGAAGAGACCGCUAAAGACCAAGAGGUAAAGCUCUAUAUCAAGCUACCUUGUUCCAGUACAAGUGGUUCCAGGAAAAACCAGCAGGAAAGCAAUCAGCUGGAGUUGCUGUUUACUAAAGACGCAAAGGUUCAACAUGUUCUCGAUGUCAUUGCAGUCACCCAGGCAACAAAAUUUCUGACAAAUGUGGACUUAGUUGCUGGUAAAACGGUACUAAAAGAUAAUACAACGUUGGCUGAAAUUGCAGGCAAUGAAAAAACUGUUAAGCUCCAGCUUCAGAACAGGCCCUACACAACUAGAGAUGCUUUGAAGCAUAUCUUGACGUUGCGCGAGUAUUUGGGAUUCACGCCAGAAACGUCUGAUGGGUUAUCAGAAUUUGCCACUUCUGCAGCCUCCAAGUUUUUUGAAUUGCCUUUGUCAGCUGUUAAGGAGAAGUCCAAGCAAGAGGAAUCUGAAGCGGCGGAUGGGGACGCGGAGUCUUCAAAGAAAUUGGAGCUUAAUGUCACUGAUGAAGAGAAGGCCCAGUUCGUGAAGCUGGUUCACGAGAUUUUCGGCUCAAUAAGCAGCUCUUCUGCUUGUGAAGUGAAUGCAUCUCAGUCCAGCAUCAUUACACCGUGUCUGCGCUCGUUAUGUUUAUCGGCUUAUAACCCAGUGCCUGCAUUUUACAGAACAAAAGGUCAUUUGUUGUACUUGCAAGCAGUUACUCUCGAAGGAGAAACUCUGCAAAUUACGUGUAUCCCGUCGGGAUUUUACGUUAACAAAUCAACAAAUUCAAAGUUUGAUCCUUCGCCAAGAACUGCGGAAGAUGGUUCGUUUAUUGCCACUCAGCAUUCCCUAUAUGAUUUACUAUGUUUGAGUUCGAAGAAGUUGUCCUCUCGUGUCUCCGCAUUCGAGAGGAAAGUAAAUCACAUCGAUACCGCUGCAUAUGUGAAACCGGUGAACACUUUGUUACACAAGCCAUGGAUAGUUUCAACAGCGUCGGCUGAUAACGGCGACUAUAUUAGGUUGCAGCUAGAUUCAUUGAAAUUCGACUCAGAGAGAAAUUUUAACGACGAAUUCCAGGCGAUAAAAGAUUUACCUAUACAAAACAUCCAAUCCCGUAUGGAUUCUGAGCGACUCUUGAGCAAGAUUGUGCAUGAAUUCUCGGUUGCCGCUACCAGAGGUGCAAUGUCCAUUUUCUACCAUGAUCUUAUUAGCAUGAAUCCUGAGGCACCCGCUGAGGAACAAAUUUACUUGAAAGAAGGUAUCUUCUAUUCUUUUGUAACUGAUGUUAGCGGCAACUAUAUGGAGAAAGGUGGCAAUGAUGCUGCUCGCGCCGCUUCAAACCAGGAUCUGCGUACUAUCAAUCUUUUGAACCGCUUAAAUACGCAGGAUCUUCGUUAUCUAUUGACUGCGAUUAUCGACUUUGGUGGCAACAGGAUAUUGGCUCAAACACCGGUGCCUGGUUUGUUGAGUACUAUGGGUACCCAGGUCAUUAGAGACCCGGAAACAGGAAAGGAGGUUAUUGAAGAUUUACCUAAUGAGAUUGCUGUUUCUUAUGGUUUUGAUGAAGCCGCAAACAGAGUUGUAGGUAGCGAAAAAUUCGAUGCAAUUAUCCAGAAGGAGUUCAGCAAAGUCUUCCAUCUCACACCCCAUAAAGUAGACGGCGCUCAAAUAUCGUUUUCGUCACAGUCCAAGGGCAUAGUUGGCUUUGACAAGAGGCAUUAUAUCCUGGACUUGGCUAAUACCUAUCCUUUGGAUAUCAAGUUUGUUCGAGAGUGUUUUGAUAACGCUAACGCAGAGAAACGCUAUCCGCAUAGGCAGACCUUGCUACGCCCAGAGCUAGUUGAAAAAUGGUGGCACCACAAAAGGGAGGCGGAGGGCCUUGAUUACAAAACAGCUUACGAAGACGGCAAGUUCAGUUUCAAUCCGGAUGCCUACCACGUUGAAGGAGUUGAAGAUCCAGUUGUUGAUGAGAUAUCUGAUUACCUUCAUGACGUUGUUUUACCCAGCCUUGUACAAGAUUAUGCGGCUGGAAAUGUUGCUGCACCCUAUAAUGGUGAGCAUGUUGUUGAUACCUUGCACAUCAAUGGUAUCAACGUCCGCUACCUGGGCAAAGUUAUUCACUUGGCCAAGGAUAUCUUGGCUAAGCAGAGUCAAGAGUACGAGGAGAGACUGAAAUCAAUAGCUGAGGGGAACAAAGAGCAUGAGGAAUGGGAAAGGAACUAUCUACUGAAGGUUGAGAAAUUGAUUAAAGAAAGGCAGGAGAAGAUCAAUAAAUACGUGCAGGACGGGAAGGAGGUUCCAAAGGAACUCACUGAAAACAUAAAGCUGGAUGACAGCGAAAUCAGAAAGCCAACCAAGGAAGAACCAUUUAUCAUUAACAGAGAUGAAUUACUUCCUUUGAUCCAUGUUUGUGAGAUUGAGAUUUUCGCAAGGGCCACGAAACAUGUAUUGAGAAAGUACAGUAAGGAUCUUCCCGUUUUUGCCAUUUCCGCCCUUGUCUGUUUCGUGUUCAAUUUGCUGUUCGGUGCCGAAUUUAAUGACAGUCCUCAUGCUGAAGAUGUCGAUUGCUAUCGCGCUGAAGACUUCAAAUUUAGUUCUUUAACGCGCAGCUCCCUGUUGAGUGAGAUAUUUGAGCAAGCCUUUUUACGCUUCCGUUAUGAACUUCCAGAAGAUUGGAUGGAUCAACAUAAAAAGGCUCCGCUUUUCUUAAUGAGGGCAAUCUGCUAUAAGUUUGGCAUUCAAAUUAUAAACAGGCGUUAUUUCUUCAAUAAAGAAGAAUUCGAAAACUUCAAACAAUCUCAAGAUAAGAAGACCAGAAACAAGCUCAUCACACCUAUGAAUACCUUCUCUAUCGACGACUUUAUCAUUAUUCCUCGUGUUAAAAGCACAGAGUAUAAUUCUCUGGUUAGUGACGAAUUAUGGGCUGAAGGAGCCGCAACCAUAAAAGAUGAUCAAUCCCUAGCUUUGAAAUUCCUCUCCCAAGCUAUCAGCGUUAAAGAGGAUGUAUCGACCGUAUUACACCAAUCUGUUGCCGAAAAAUACUUAUCUCUAUCGACCAUUUACAAUAAUAUUGGUAAAGUUCCUGAGGCAGUUGCGUUUGCCCGGAAGUCGUGCAUUAUUUAUGAAAGAGUGUGUGGUAUUGAUUCCUUUGAAAUGUUGCGCGCUCUUUCCAACUUAGCAAUUUUGGAGCUUUCUGGCGGAAGUCCUUUGAACGCUGCAGUCGUCUAUAAAAGAAUCGUUGAGACUGUUCAAAGUUUUGAUUUAACCGCCGCCCACCACCCUAUCGUGGUCAGCGCAUUGAAUCACCUGGAGCAAAUGGCCCUAGGCAUGCGUGAUCCUAAACUAGCAAUCGAAAUUCUCAAGAAACUCAGCGAAUUGAUAGUUGCUUUGGACGGAAAUGAAUCUUUGGCCUUCGGUUAUGUUGAAUCGCGUGUUGGAAAUCUUUAUGCAACAUUGGACGAUAUGCCUCGGGCCUUGGAACAUAUCUCGUCAACAAAGGACAUUUUCGUCAGAGAGCUCGGUCUUAACCAUGAGUUGUCAGCUCAAGCUAAGCAAUGGAACGAAGGCUUGACCAACUUGAUCAAAAACAAACAGCAGCAGAAGAUGCUUCAGAAGCAGAAAGCGGCAGCGAAUGAGUCUGAUUUCAAGAAACAAUCAAAAGCUAAGAAGGAUCAGGCCGUUCCAGAAAUAGCCAAUAAAUCCGUUGACGAAUUGUUGGACUUUAUUGAGGGUUCUAGCGACGUUACGUCUUCAAAGUCGAAGAGCAGAAAGAAGGGCAAGAACAAGAAGAAAUGA
Messenger RNA from Torulaspora globosa, 3786 nucleotides. RefSeq names its product translation initiation factor 3 subunit CLU1 (gene CLU1). NCBI's taxonomy places the organism in Eukaryota, Fungi, Ascomycota, Saccharomycetes, Saccharomycetales, Saccharomycetaceae. Gene Ontology annotation, cellular component: cytoplasm. The transcript has a single exon. The record is from RefSeq and is a predicted model, not a curated record. Bases 1 to 3786 code for a protein of 1261 amino acids. Gene Ontology annotation, biological process: intracellular distribution of mitochondria. Gene Ontology annotation, molecular function: mRNA binding; protein binding.